Messenger RNA from Geodia barretti, 210 nucleotides. NCBI's taxonomy places the organism in Eukaryota, Metazoa, Porifera, Demospongiae, Tetractinellida, Geodiidae. The record is from the annotation of a GenBank genome assembly.
AUGCCACUACCAAUCAUAGCCAUAGUCGGGCGCCCCAACGUAGGAAAAUCGUCUCUCUUCAACCGGAUUGUCGGCUGGAGGCACGCCAUCGUGUCCGACGUGGCCGGAACCACCCGCGACCGUCUAAUGGCGGACACUGACUGGGAGGGCAGACGAUUCAUUCUGUUGGACACCGGGGGGCUGGAAACCGACCCGGGAAGGUGCCAUUAG